AAUACCUCAUUCCCCGUUUGAAAGGAACUAAGGCUAGCGGCUAGCAUGGGACGCUCGCUCGCACAAGUCCUUAUCAGUCCGAAGGACAAUGCUCUACCGGAGCCAAAGAAACGAGUAUGGUAAUUUUAGUUCCAGUUCUGGAAGUAAGCUGGCCAGGACACUCACUCAACCUUCUUGUGCAGUUUGAGCGACACAGCUCCAGCACACUACCAGGGAAGUACCAUCACCACUUCAAACAUGGAAAAAUUUAAUUUUGUGGUCGUAGUACUUUUCUUGAUGGCAAGUGCAACUAUUUGUUUAACUACAGCUUCAAAGAAAAGUGCUACCAGCUUUGGCAAAGAACCUAAAGUAUCCCAUGGUCCAACUGUACAUGCUGUGGGUAAAAAUGAGGGGAAAUCAUCUUCACGCUUUUUCAGUGGUGUGCCUCUUUCCUUAAGUCCUAUAGGGAGCUUCUUCCCUAAUCCAUUAGGAGCUUUUGGAGGUUUUCCAUCUUUACCAUACUUGGCUCCUACUCCAUAUGGACAAAUGGGAGGUCCCUUGAGCUAUGGAGGACUAUACCCAUCAAAUGCUGGUAAUUUUGGGAGCAAUUUUGGAGGUUUCUCUACAUCGCAGCAACAGCAACAGCAACAACAGUCACAAACUGGAGUAGGAACAGGUUUUAGUGGAUUUCACCCAACAUAUUCAGGAUGAAUAACAUGUUACAGUAAAAAUGAUUUAGUUGUACGUACAAAUGUUUUUACUUGUUUUGUUUUUGCUAUUUUAAUUACAAACUAGAAGAUAACUUUUUAUUCAAGAGUAAAGUCAUAGGGUGAAAAUGCUGCUCUAAAACGUUUCACAAGGGCACAUUCAUCUUCUUUAUCUUGUUUACAAUCACGCCAAUCUGCAGCACCCUCCUUGUUCAGAAUAGGUCCACUGGCAAGGACUUCCCUGCAAGCAAUAUUUAAAUAUUAAAAGUUGUCAAAAACAAGUGAGUAUACAGGUUCACAAUAAAUUUACCGUCCAAAAUUUAAGGAAAAGUUUUUGCGAAUUCGAUGAUAGAGUUUAUCUCCGCUGGGGAGCUCUACAUGGAAGUAUGGAACUCCUGCACCAGCAAUUUGGUCUAGUUUGGCAUGUUUAGGAAGUUCAUCUAACUCAAAGCCCUCUGCUUGAGCGCAAUCCUAUUUAAAAUUAAAAAAAAAAUUAAAAAAUGUAGUUCUUACUAUAGACCCAUUAUUAGAAAGUUUGACUCAUUGUUUUCAGCUGUAGUUUCAAAUGGUAGGUCAUACCUGAAAAACUUCUCGCAAUUCUCUUGUAGCAUUCUCUGGAAUUGGAAUGGCUUGAAUUUGCAUGUGAGAUGUCUUAUAGUUACGUUCAUAAAAAACCACAGCUUUUUUCUGUUUGGAGCACAUUUUUUUUAAAGCCUCUUUAAACCUGUGGAGGGAGUCAAUCAAAAUAGUUUACAUUACUAUUAUUUAGAUACAAAUUAUUUGUAAAAUCUAUAAAACAUUUGAAAACACUGCGUAUGUUUUAAAUUUAUAUAUGUGUGUAUAUCUAUAUAUACUAGAAUACCUUUCAAUUUCAUCUAAAAGUUCUUGUGAGGCCUCCGCAGUUGACUGGUGGUGUGUUACAGGGAGAAUCAAAACAUGAUCAUCAACAAUACCUCCCUUGGCCAAAGCUAAGUAUGCCUACAACAUGAAAGUGAUUGAUAUGAUAAAACAAGGCAAACCCACUGAUUUCAAACAAAGACAUAAACACCACGAUAAAUAUACUAGCCUCAGUUCCGAUACUAAUGACAAGAUGUUUUUCAACUUGAGGGCUUGAAAGACAAAACCAACAUUUUUCUAGAAAAAAUAAAUCAAGAUAAAUAAUAGUUGAAUUCUUUAAAAAUUAAAUUAGCAAAGGUUCAUUUAAAUUAUACUCCUUUAAUAAUAUUUAUACUAUACUAACCCUGGUCAAAAACAGGUCUUUCCCGUUUUUUCCUCUCCUGGCCUCCAUCAUCAUUUCUUCCACGUUUCCCUCUCCUGCUAUCUGAUGAGGCAUUCAUAUCAUAAAAGAAUUGUGUUGACUUUUCCUAUACAUCGAAAUAGCUUUAGAUUACAUAUCUGCUUCAAAAGAAUUAUCGCUUGCAUUACUUUAACUGGUAAGAUUUACCUGAACUCCCCUUGGAUUUGAAAGACGGACAAGCCCAGAAAAUGGUGACAUAGUCUCAUCCGUUGUGCCCUGAUACAACUCGGAUGCACGCAUAUGCUCCAUUGGAACUAUACUAAGUGCAUACAACCAUUUCUGUUUAGUGGGAUUGCCAACAGAUGCUAGAGCAAGAAACCUUGUAUUAUGUUGAGAUGUAUCUCCUUGGGCAGAUUCAUUCCUCCACAGAAAAGAAAGUUUGAAUGGUAUUGAGUCACAUCUACAGUUUUGAUUGGACUAAAUUACUUACUUGUAUGGCGAACGUUCAUAAUGCUUGUCAUGAAGGCCUGAGAAAUGGUACCUAGGUUUGAUGUGAGCUGAUAACCAUGAUAAUAGAUGUGAACCAACUGGAAGAUCUUUGUCCUGAAGACAAAAACAAGUAUUCAAGUGACUUGUAAGAAAAUAAAGUUUCAUGUUAAUAAAUUUGCACUUACAGCUUUA
Messenger RNA from Frankliniella occidentalis (western flower thrips), 2604 nucleotides. RefSeq lists its product as uncharacterized. Bases 238 to 690 code for a protein of 150 amino acids. The transcript is spliced from 3 exons. The record is from RefSeq and is a predicted model, not a curated record. NCBI's taxonomy places the organism in Eukaryota, Metazoa, Arthropoda, Insecta, Thysanoptera, Thripidae.